CGAGGUCGGCACGGCCUUCUUCGUGGUGGACGCGGGCGCCCUGAGAGUGGAAGUCAACGGGCAGGCGGUCAACACUCUGACCAGGGGCGACGCCUUCGGGGGGCUGGCGCUGCUCUACAAGAGCCCGCGCACCGCCACCGUCCGGGCCGUGGAGGCCGCCGGCAUCUGGGGCACCGACCACCAGUCCUUCCACCAGGCCUUGCAGGACAGCGCGCAGGGGCAACACAGCGCCAACCGCAGGUUCCUGGACUCGGCGCAGGAUGGGAUCUUCGACGGCCUCUCGGGGCACCAGAAGGACGUGGUCUGCGAGACCCUGUCCGCCGACACCGUCGACGCAGGCUCCCGCGUGGUCACCGAGGGCGAGGCGAGCAACGCCAUAUACUUCGUGAAGGCCGGGGAGCUACUCGUCUUCACCGGGGGCACGGUGACGGCGGCCGGCGUCCUUGAGGGCGGCAAGGA
Prorocentrum cordatum is the source of this 459-nucleotide messenger RNA. Lineage: Eukaryota; Dinophyceae; Prorocentrales; Prorocentraceae. The record is from the annotation of a GenBank genome assembly.